Molecule: messenger RNA, 3990 nt
Organism: Pangasianodon hypophthalmus (striped catfish)
Lineage: Eukaryota; Metazoa; Chordata; Actinopteri; Siluriformes; Pangasiidae
Gene: tshba
Product: thyroid stimulating hormone subunit beta a
Exons: 3
Coding region: 1798-2277 (159 amino acids)
Biological process (GO): G protein-coupled receptor signaling pathway
Cellular component (GO): extracellular region; cytoplasm
Molecular function (GO): hormone activity
Source: RefSeq, a predicted model, not a curated record
GUUAAAACAGAAGAUAUCCUUGUCACACACUGCUCCAUGCAAUUGUUAAAUACAGCUUUUAUAACCAGGUUCAUAAAACAGGUUUUGCUGACGUAGAGGACGGUAAGAGUGCACAAAGCUUAGCACAAUAUUCAAAAGAUAACACCAUUUUUGUGUGAGAACAUGCUUGCUAUUUGACCAGAUUGUUCUUUCUGUGACUCAUAAACCACAAAAAAGGCUACAUAAAUUACUCUUUUUUACACAUAUGUUAAGAUACUGGAAAGAGACUAGAAUUUUUAAUUCUGUUUAAUUCUUCAUUUACAGUGUUGGAACUGCAUGACAUUUUCCUAAAUACCCUUUUUCAUGAAUUAUUCACAGAAUAUACACAGUGUAUAUGCACUGGAUAUACUUGUUUUUUAAUGUAGCUGUUGAUUACUGUUUCCAUUAUCAACAUAUGAAAACAUGCUACAUCAGGACAUAUAACCAGGAAAGUAGGGAGCCAGUGAUCACUCGCUCAGCUACACUAACAUUCUUUGUCCACUGCUCAUUCCUACACAAAUACAUGGGGUGUUCUUGUACUACUCUGCAAUGAAUACACCACAUACUCCACUGCUUUAAGAAUAACUAAUUUUGGAAAAAUAUUAAACUUCUUUAUGCUGCUUAGAAAUGUGGUUAAGCUACAAUUUAGUAACUCAGUUUCUCACUAGGUGUAUAUUCAAAUUUCCUAGAAGUGAAGCUUUUACACUGCCGUAUUUAACUCUUAAGUGGAUACCAUGGAUAGUUAGUGACCCAUGACCUCAUCUCCCUCCUUUGCUCCCCCUCACCUUUUUCUGUUACUGUCAGUUAGGCCCCCACCUCUCAAGUAUUCCUCCUUUUAGUUUUUUACAAUUUUCCAAUACCAGUCUAGAAUUAGACAAUUUAUUUUCACUUUCUGUUAGAUAAAUACAGGACAAAAUGAUGAUGUACAAUUAGUCAUGAGCAUCUUUGCACAGUGUGUAACUCACUGUGUUUUAAAUAGCCUAGUGCCUGACGAUAUACCUGUGCACAACUUGUUCUGUUCUGUUCUGGUAUAUAUGCAACAAACAAAAUACAAAAAUAGAACAAUAUAUACUGUAUUUUAUUGUAUUGUGUUAUUUUGUUUUUGUCAACAUCUGGCACAUACUGUAUGUCUGAAACUCCCUGUUCGUCAACUUUACUGCGUAUUAUUAAAGAAAUUGUUCAACCUUUUUAGUAACGGCUUUGCUAAAAUGUAAAGCAAACUGUUAGUAUAUAAGCAAAACAGAUUAAUGCUUUGAUCAUGUAAAUCUUAAUAUACUGAGUUUUACUGCGUAAGACCGACAGUAUCUCAUCUUUUACUAAUAAAUGAUUAUGGCUGUAAAAUGACGUUAAUUAUUAGACCUUAUGAAAUAACAGCUGGCUGUAGCAGAUUUCAUGGAAGGAAAAAAAAACUUGUGAGGUCCUAUAUCACUCAUAUAAUUGAGUACACAUUCAGCUAAUGUAUGUAUCAUACUGCCAUAACAGGUUGUAAAGAUUACAGAGAAGAAUGACAUCAUGUCCAAGCUCUACUACUAUUAUUAAAAUUGAAGGCCCCUGACUAAGAAACAGCUCUGUUACUUUGAGCCGCACUUUGAAUAUGAGCAUAGCAACAAGCACCAGCAGGCCUUUAGCAUGGUCUAGCGGUGUGUGUGGUGAGUGCAGCUGAUUUGAGGACGAGGCAAUGGUUUUAUGAAUGCUGCACUAUGGGCAAUCUGCAGAUAAGUAGACAGUAGGAUUAGGUUAGAUAAGGGGGGAUCAAUAUAAAAGCAGAAUCCUCACAGAAUGAACAGGAGUCUGGCUGCCAGGGUAAUCAGCUUGUCCAGAGACAUGAUGUUUGCUCCUGUGUUAGUGGCUGGUAUUCUAGGCCUUCUUGUUGGAACGGCUGUACCUAUGUGUGUCCCGACAGAAUACACUCUGUAUGUUGAGAAGCAAGAGUGUGACUACUGUGUGGCCAUCAACACCACAAUAUGCAUGGGCUUCUGUUUUUCGAGGGACAGUAACAUGAAAGAAUUGGUGGGACCUCGCUUUCUAAUCCAGAGGAGCUGUACGUAUCAAGAUGUGGAGUAUCGUACAGCAGAUUUGCCUGGCUGUUCCCCCCAUGCUGAUUCUCACUUCACCUACCCAAUCGCUCUCAGCUGUCACUGCAGCAUGUGUAACACACAAAGUGAUGAGUGUGCCCACAAAACCAGAUUCAGUGCAGCCAAGUGCUCCAAACCAGUCCAACAUUUGUAUCCCUAUCCUGUGCAGAGUGACUACAUCUAACCCAGCUUCAGUUAUACUGUUGAUAAAAGCUAUAUUUCAGAGUCAGAUUGGACACUUGAAGACUUUGUUUUGACUUGAUCUGUACAUAUAAUAAAAACUAUACAUGUAAUAAAAACAUGUCUGCAGCCAGCAGUGGAACAGCUGUUUUGUUUGCUCAGCUGCUGAAAUUUUAUGAGCAGUAGUAUUGCAUGACUGAUAGUUUGUUAUGGCCACCAAUCUGGUCAUCCUGAAGACCUUAAUGAGUGUUUGCUUACUAGCAUUAAGGCCCGGAAGCUACUGUAAGGGAUGUGUCAUUGCCUUCAUCAUUCUUUCUUGUAUACAUGUUAUUGUCUUUUGGUAGAGCAGAACGAUAAGACAAUGAAUCAGUUAAAGGGAACCAGGUCAAGGCUGAAAAUAGUGCCUGCUACUCUAAAUCUAAAUCAAACUGGUAACACUGUGAAAUCACUCUAAGUAAAGAGAAACAAGUUUCAAGCUGCCACAGUAUGACCAAGAAUGUGACCAAGAAAUGUGACUAUUAGUACUAUACUAUUGUACACCGAGCCCUGAUCUCAACCUCACUGAACACCUUUGGGGUGAACUGGAACACCAACUGCACCCCAGACCUUCUUAUCCGACAUCAAUGCCUGAUCUCACUAAUGCUCUCGUGGCUGAAUGGGCAGGUGUUCAGUGGGGUUGAGGUCAGGACUCUGUGCAGGCGUCCUUGAAUUCUUUCACACCACCCUUGGUGAACCAUGUCUUCAUGGAGCUCGCUUUGUGUACCGGGGCAUUGUCAUGCUGGAACAGGUUUGGGCGUCUUAGUUCCAGUAAAGGGAAACUGUAACGCUACAGGAUACAAAGACAUCCUGUACAGUUGUGUGCUUCAAAACAGGUUAGUCUACAAAGUUCUGGCCAUAUAGUGUAGUAUAUCCAGGGCUAUAUACCUAACUUUUUUUUGGAUUGAACUAGUGUUUUUAUGAUUCUUUACUGAGGUUGCCACACACACACACACACACACACACACAAAAAAAACCUUUUUUUUUUAAGCAAAUUGUGCAAUGCAGUUGGUAGAUAAAUAUUUGAUGUACUUCCACUAAAAAUCAAGUUCAAGUCAAACUUCACCAAACAUAACAAAUAAUAGUAAAUUCAUUUAAUUACUUUCAUAAUAGAAAACUGAAUAAAACCGUUUAAAAUAGUAUUGUGGCAAAUAAAGCUCUUUGCUGUAGGUUUCAUGUGUUUAUCACUUCAGGCGAAUAAGCAGUCAAAAGCAGUUCCUAAAUAAAAGCGGAUGUUUUUGUUGCUUAGUAAAUUUGGUCAUAUUAAAUUAAUAUACUUUAUCAUGUUUACAGAAAUGUCAGUGAGUGUGUGAGAUUAAAGGGCAUGAACAAGUGCCCUCCAAAUGGGCCCCUAUGGAGGGUCUUCGGGGGAAAAUAGGGCAUAGUCAUGAUGAUCACGCUAGAAUGGACCGCAAAAAAACAGAAAAUAAUAACAGGGUUUAAACUGCCAUUUUGAAUUUUUGAGUUUGCCCAAACGUGAGCGCUAUCAACUCUGAACACACAGAGGUCUCGCCUCGACUUCUCCCGAAACGCAUAAACGCGGCAUAAAGAAAACUCCUGUGACCUAGUUACAGAUCACGUGCUACAGGUCACGUGCAGCUAGAACUGGGGAGGCGUUGCCGUCAUUCUCUGUCACUGAUUGGUGGGCUUGUCUCGAUGAGCCCUGCCCCCAUCAAUUACA